Zophobas morio is the source of this 1028-nucleotide messenger RNA. RefSeq lists its product as uncharacterized. The transcript has 3 exons. NCBI's taxonomy places the organism in Eukaryota, Metazoa, Arthropoda, Insecta, Coleoptera, Tenebrionidae. Bases 186 to 1028 code for a protein of 280 amino acids. The record is from RefSeq and is a predicted model, not a curated record. Gene Ontology annotation, molecular function: protein binding.
CUUUUUGCGCAACGCCCCAUACUUAAAUUAAAACAUUCGAAGUUUGUUUCCGUUAGAAUUAGGCCAGGAAGACUCUAUCAACGAAAGACAAACAGCAAACAACUGAGUAUAUUUUUAGGCCGAAAUUACAAAACAAUUCGAUAGACAUAAAUUUGACUCAGACAAUAGCCAAGCCGCGACAGAAAAUGUUCUCUAUCGACGCCUUAAUCAUUAUCACUAUCCUAAUUACCAAAGUUGCGAGUUAUGCCGACGUACCACCCCCGAAUAACGAAAAUUACACAAAAUCGGACACCGCCGAGGAAACCCAACACGCAAUUUGCAGGAUUAUCACAAAAGAAGUGCAAACGUCUGCAAACGCAACGGUUAAAAGACAGUUAAAAGGGGUCUGCACAAGCAGUCAGCUCGAGCGCAAGUUUAAACAACUCGAACGUAAACUUCUUGUGGAACUUAAACACAUAAAGGCGAUGUUAGCGGGUGAUAGAAGUGCCACAUUUAGGACAACUGACGACUAUGAAGACUAUUUCAGCUACGACGAAAAAAGCUUGAAUAAUGAGAGGGUUGAAGAAAGUGUUGUUAGCGUGACCGAGCUAAUAACCCGAGAAUCGUCUUGGGCUAGGACUGAAAUUGACCAAUUUAAUAACACUAUGUAUACUAUAAACGGGGAAAAUGUGUAUACUUACUAUUGGGCGGUGAUUGAAAUGGGGUUAAUUUUAACCAAAAGUGGCAUUCAUAUGAGAAGUGCCGAUUUCUACGUUCUUGGUCAUCAAUUAUGCCUACAGUUGUACCCCAAUCAUCAAAAUUCCGCCUACUUGGGAAUCCAAUUAAGACCCAGUAGUAACUUCAUCAAAAAGCACAGAUUCACGAUUUUGGACCAGUUUGACAGUAGCAAAGAUAUCAAGUCCCAAACUUUUGGUGGGGUUAGCAGCUAUGAAGGAGUCUACAGAGUACCCUACGCCAAAUUACAAGAGAGACACUAUCUAGACAAAGACACCUUAAUUCUCAAAUUAACGAUUUAUUUAAAUUCUUAA